Cercocebus atys (sooty mangabey) is the source of this 2361-nucleotide messenger RNA. It is a transcript of the gene DNAJC21, whose product is annotated as DnaJ (Hsp40) homolog, subfamily C, member 21. Lineage: Eukaryota; Metazoa; Chordata; Mammalia; Primates; Cercopithecidae. Gene Ontology annotation, molecular function: nucleic acid binding; zinc ion binding. The record is from RefSeq and is a predicted model, not a curated record. Gene Ontology annotation, cellular component: cytoplasm.
CCGCCGCCGCCGCUUCGGCCCGGGCUCGGGCCCGGGCCCGGACCCCGUCCCGGGCCCCAGCGCCAGCCGCCAGCCCGAUCGGGCGAUGAAGUGUCACUAUGAGGCGCUGGGGGUGCGGCGCGACGCCAGCGAGGAGGAGCUGAAGAAGGCCUAUCGGAAGCUGGCUCUGAAAUGGCACCCGGAUAAAAAUCUGGAUAAUGCCGCAGAAGCAGCUGAACAAUUUAAAUUAAUCCAGGCAGCAUAUGACGUGUUGAGUGACCCUCAGGAAAGAGCAUGGUAUGAUAAUCAUAGAGAGGCCCUACUUAAAGGUGGGCUUGAUGGCGAAUAUCAAGAUGACAGCUUAGAUUUGCUACGCUAUUUCACCGUUACCUGUUAUUCUGGUUAUGGAGAUGAUGAAAAGGGCUUUUACACGGUGUAUCGUAAUGUUUUUGAAAUGAUUGCCAAGGAAGAACUAGAAUCUGUGUUAGAGGAAGAGGUUGAUGAUUUCCCAACUUUUGGAGACUCCCAGAGUGACUAUGAUACGGUAGUCCAUCCUUUCUACGCUUAUUGGCAGAGUUUCUGCACUCAAAAGAAUUUUGCAUGGAAGGAAGAAUAUGAUACACGACAAGCUUCAAACCGCUGGGAAAAACGAGCCAUGGAAAAAGAAAACAAAAAGGUUCGGGACAAAGCAAGGAAAGAGAAGAAUGAGCUUGUCCGUCAGCUGGUAGCUUUCAUUCGUAAAAGAGAUAAAAGAGUGCAGGCUCAUCGAAAACUUGUGGAAGAACAGAAUGCAGAGAAGGCAAGGAAAGCCGAAGAGAUGAGGCGGCAGCAGAAGCUAAAGCAGGCCAAACUGGCGGAGCAGUACAGAGAACAGAGCUGGAUGACUAUGGCGAAUUUGGAGAAGGAGCUCCAGGAGAUGGAGGCACGGUACGAGAAGGAGUUUGGAGAUGGGUCGGAUGAAAACGAAAUGGAAGAAUAUGAACUCAAAGAUGGGGAGGAUGGUAAAAACAGUGAUGAGGCUGAGGACGCUGAGCUCUAUGAUGACCUCUACUGCCCAGCAUGUGACAAAUCGUUCAAGACAGAAAAGGCCAUGAAAAAUCACGAGAAGUCAAAGAAGCAUCGGGAAAUGGUGGCCUUGCUAAAACAACAGCUGGAGGAGGAGGAAGAAAAUUUUUCAAGACCUCAGAUUGAUGAAAGUCCAUUAGAUGACAAUUCUGAGGAAGAAAUGGAAGAUGCACCAAAACAGAAGUACUUCUUGGUAAAUUUGAAUGUGGGUUGUGUAACAGUUAAUAUCAGCAUUAGAUUCUUGAGCGUGCGUAUUGUGCCAGAGAAUGUUUUGAUUCUUAGGAUGUACCUGAAAGAUUCAUAUCUGCCUGCAGCUCACUUUCAGAUGGUUUGGGGGAAAAAGUGUGUGUUGGGAGAGAGAAGAGGUGGAGAGAGCGAGCACAAAUGUGCCAAAAUUUUGCUUGAAAACAGACAGAAUUAUGAUGACAAUUUCAAUGUAAAUGGAACUGGAGAAGGAGUAAAGCUUGAUCCAGAAGAUACUAACUUAAAUCAAGACAGUACCAAAGAAUUGGAAGAUAGUCCCCAGGAAAAUGUCAGUGUCACAGAGAUCAUUAAACCAUGUGAUGAUCCAAAAAGUGAAACUAAAAGUGUUCCUAAACCCAAAGGAAAGAAAACCAAAGAUAUGAAAAAACCUAUCAGAGUACCUGCUGAACCACAGGCAAUGAGUGAUGUUCUUAUCAGCUGUACAACCUGCCAUAGUGAAUUUCCAUCCCGGAAUAAACUUUUUGACCAUCUAAAGGCCACAGGUCAUGCAAGAGCACCUUCAUCAUCAUCUUUAAACAGUGCAACAAGUAGUCGAAGCAAGAAAGAGAAACGUAAAAACAGAUAGAGAUUCUGCCUGUGCUUUUGUUUGACUGUCUCUAGAUCUUGAAACCAAAAAACUGAACUGAAAUCAUCUAAAGAGUUAAAAUUUCAAUGAUCUGCAAUUAAUUACAUUGUGGAAGAUUAUUUUUUAUCUUGUAAAAACAUUUUUUUGGUUUAAUAUAUAUUUUUAAAACAUUUCACUAGUGAUUGAAUUCUACUUUUGCCAUCUGAAUUGACUUGAAUGUCUUAAAACAGGUAAAUACUGUAAAGUGUGUAUUCUUGAUGUUUGUUGGCUCAUGUGGACAGAAAUGUACAGGGAGAAUUACAUUAUUUUAACACAGAAGUGCUCCUUUCUGCUUUAUUUUGUGAAUUUCACAUUACUUUUACUUAAUGCUUUUGUAUUUUGUUAAUCCUUCAUAAUAUAUGAAAAACUCGGAUCUUUUAAAAAGCAUCACAGAUCAUUUUUCCACAUGACACUGGAUCCGAUUUUAAAAAUUAUUUUUAAAUAACUGA